Perca fluviatilis (European perch) is the source of this 6222-nucleotide messenger RNA. RefSeq names its product clock circadian regulator b (gene clockb). The transcript has 24 exons. The coding region runs from base 443 to 3205 and encodes 920 amino acids. Gene Ontology annotation, biological process: circadian regulation of gene expression; regulation of transcription by RNA polymerase II. The record is from RefSeq and is a predicted model, not a curated record. NCBI's taxonomy places the organism in Eukaryota, Metazoa, Chordata, Actinopteri, Perciformes, Percidae. Gene Ontology annotation, cellular component: cytoplasm; nucleus; CLOCK-BMAL transcription complex. Gene Ontology annotation, molecular function: protein dimerization activity; DNA-binding transcription factor activity, RNA polymerase II-specific; E-box binding.
UGACUGUACGACGUAAUAUGAAGUAGGCCUCCUGUUUUUCUCCCCAACCCGGAGUCCUCCUGGCCCCCACCGACUCGAUGCAACGUUCAAGUAAGCAAAACACGGAGGCUGCCUACGAUAAUUCGGAAAGGUGUGGCUUACUCAUGAAGAUUUGUCAGUGCCUCGUAGGAUAGGAUCUAAAACAGCUAGCUUUGCCUGCAAAGAGACAUUCCAGAAAGUUUGGUUGAUCACCAUGCCUUUCCUGUGGUCUGUUUCCCUCUCGUUACCCCAAUGACCUCAACGGCAGUUUUGACCAUAGAGUCAGCUUUAUCCCCAAACCCUUUCUACGACCCCUAAGAAAAGACUGACCACGUGCGUAAGCUGCAUUGGGGUGGUCUUCCAAAUGCCUACCUCACGCCUAAAGAGCAAAUCACUGCAGCCACAGCCCUGAUCAGCAGCCACCAUGACAUCAAGCGUAGGGGAUGAUUGUAGCAUCUUUGAUGGGUUGAUGGAAGAAGAUGAAAAGGACAAAGCAAAACGUGUGUCCCGUAACAAGUCUGAGAAGAAACGGAGAGACCAGUUCAAUGUCCUCAUCAAGGAACUCGGCACAAUGUUGCCGGGCAACACCAGGAAGAUGGACAAGUCCACCAUCCUGCAGAAAAGCAUUGACUUCCUGUGUAAACACAAAGAAAUCGCAGCCCAGUCGGAGUCGAGUGAGAUCAGGCAGGACUGGAAGCCUCCAUUUCUUAGCAAUGAGGAGUUCACCCAGCUCAUGCUGGAGGCUCUGGAUGGGUUCUUUAUAGCAAUAAUGACUGAUGGGAACAUCCUCUACGUCUCUGAGAAUGUCACCUCACUACUAGAACAUCUACCGACGGACUUGGUGGACCAGAACAUGUUAAACUUCCUGCCAAUCGGGGAACACUCUGAUGUGUACAAGGCUCUGUCCACUCACCCCACCGACCACGAGAACAUCAGCACUGAUUACCUGAAGACUAAGAACCACCUGGAGUUCUGCUGCCAUUUGCUGCGAGGCGCCAUUGACCCCAAUGAACCACCCGUCUACGAAUAUGUGAAGUUCAUUGGCAACUUCAAGUCACUCAACAAUGUUCCCAAUGUGACGAGGAAUGGUCUAGCAGGGGUGUUACAGCGGUCACUACAACCUGCGUUCGAUGACCAGGUGUGCUUUGUAGCCACUGUUCGGCUGGCCAAACCUCAGUUCAUCAAGGAAAUGUGUACAGUGGAGGAGCCCAAUGAAGAAUUCACCUCGAGGCACAGUCUAGAAUGGAAGUUCCUCUUCUUAGACCAUAGAGCUCCACCAAUCAUAGGCUACCUGCCUUUCGAGGUUCUGGGAACAUCUGGGUACGACUAUUACCAUGUGGACGACCUGGAGACACUAGCCAAGUGUCACGAACACUUAAUGCAGUACGGUAAAGGAAAGUCUUGCUACUAUCGUUUCCUGACUAAAGGUCAACAAUGGAUCUGGCUUCAGACGCACUACUACAUCACCUAUCAUCAGUGGAACUCUCGACCUGAGUUUAUUGUCUGUAGCCACACAGUAGUCAGCUAUGCAGAGGUGAGGGCAGAACACCGCAGAGAGCUUGGCAUUGAGGAGUCUAACCCAGAAGUUACUGCGAAUAAGAGUCAGGACUCUGGCUCAGAGUCGCAGCUGAAUACGUCCAGCCUCAAGGAGGCUCUGGAGCGAUUUGACCGCAGCCGAACGCCCUCGACCUCCUCACGGAGUUCUCGCAAGUCCUCAUCACAUGUCUCUGACAACACCUGUACUUCAACAGCCUCCAAGCUACACAUGGACAUGGCCACACCUCCUCGGCAGUCACUGGGCUCCACCAUGGAGAUGACAUCACAGCGUCGCUCAUCCAUCAGCAGUCAGUCUAUGAGCUCUCAGACCACAGGCCAGAGUGUAACUCCAGGUAUGAUCACUCAGCAACAACAACAGCAACAACAACAGCAACAACAACAGCAACAGCAACAGCAACAACAACAGCAACAGCAACAGCAACAACAACAACAACAACAACAGCAACAGCAACAGCAACAGCAGCAGCAACAACAACAACAACAACAACAACAACAACAACAGCAACAACAACAACAACAACAACAACAGCUACAGACAAACGUACAGCCGGUGAUGGAAUUCUCAGCGCAGGUGAAUGCCAUGCAGCAUCUAAAGGAGCAGCUAGAACAGAGGACAAGACUGAUCCAAGCCAACAUCCAGCGGCAGCAGGACGAGCUGAGACACAUCCAAGACCAGCUGCAGAAAGUCCAGGGACAGGGCAUACAGAUGUUGCUGCAGCAGGCAGGUGGAGCAAUGAGCGUGCAGCUCCCCCAGGUGGGGUCGGUCCCACAAGCAACUACUUUGAACAGUCAGGUCCAGCAAACAACAAUUAACCCCAUCCAUUCAGGAACUCAGCAGCUCACCAUCCAGCAGCAGGCUUCUCCCCCCCAGCAAAACCUACAGCAGCAGCAGACCAACACCCUCACACAGGAGUUCAUAUCAUGUCCCUCCCUCCUUCCCCACAUUACCACUCUCCAGCCCCAGCGUCAACCCCAGCAACCUCCCCAGGCUCAGACCCAGGGCUCUGUAUCUGCUCCACUAUACAACACCAUGAUGAUUUCCCAGCCAGGGCAGCCCAACGUGCUGCAGAUCAGCACCAGCCUGCCGCAGACCAACACACAGCAAGGCACCGCAGUGGCCACCUUCACACAGGACCGACAGAUCCGGUUCCCAGCAGGGCAGCAGCUGGUGACUAAGCUUGUGACAGCUCCAAUGGCAUGUGGAGCAGUCAUGGUGCCUACUUCCAUGUUCAUGGGACAGGUGGUCACUGCGUACAACCCCUUUGGCGGGCAACAGCAGGGAGGGCAAACCCAGACCCUGACAUUGCAACCAGCCCAACCACCCCAAGGUCAGCCCGACCAAAACCAGACUGCCGUAGUGUCUCAGGGUGGCCAGCAGGGGCAGCAGCAACAACAGUCAUUCAUACAGGGCACUCGUCUUCUCCAUAGUAACCAGUCCACCCAGCUGAUUCUACAGGCUGCUUUCCCACUCCAACAGCAGGGCACCUUCACGCAGGCAACACACCAACAGCAACCGCAGCAACACUCUCACCACCAGAGGCACCAGCAGCAGCUGAAACCACAGCCCCAGAAACAGCCGAAAGCGCCGUCAUCGCACAGGACUGACAGUGUCAGCAGCCAACCACAGUAAAGUCUGGAGGAAAACGUGUUAAGCUAGAUAACCUGGGGACUUGAAGCUCUAAGGGAUGCUGCAUACAUUUGUUUUGGGCUUGUGGUUGUCACAAACUUCUUUCCCCCAAAAUCGUUGCCCUCCAUUCUUCCAUCUGAAAGAAAUGAAUCAUAGGAAAGAGGAAAGCCUGUGAGUCCUCAAGGAACUCACAAAGGGUUGUCACCAUGGCAACAGGAUGGAUUAAAAUCCCCUUUCUCUCACCAGAGGCGGAAUUGUGAGGGAGCUGACCUUGUACAGAUUUACUGUAUGAUACAAAAAAAAAACAUGUAAAUAUCCAAUAUAGUCUAACAGGAAACAGAAAUGUUGUAUUUUAUAUGAUUGCAUGGAAAGAAUAACUGUGUAAGCUUUUAUUAGUCGCUUUUGAAAAAUGAAUUUUUACUUUGUUGAAAGUGUUUUCUGGUCAAAAAUGGCGUAAUGGCGUGCUAUCUCAGUCUUCUCUCCCCCUUCUCUAAGAAAAAAAAAAACAGUCCAUAAUAAGGCUUUACAGUUCUGUCAGUUUGGUUUGGGGCUUGGGUUUUCUUGUGGAAUUUGUGUUUUUAAACACUGAAAAUAGCUCUUUUUAACUUUGUAAGUACAAAUUAUGUUUGGCAAGAAACUAGAUCACAGUUUAACUGAAAUCUUGGCGGAAUGAUCACUGUACGUAUAACGGGUUUAGUGAUUCCAAGUGCCAAUAACAUAGUCAAUUAUGUUUGUUUUAUUUUGAGCAGACUAUUCAAAGGCAUAUAUAUAUAUAUAUAAAUAUAUUUUCCAACAAAAUAUUACCCCUAAUAAAGUUAAUGCGUGUGUAUAUAGUAGGGAUUAUUUUUUAACAGUCAGAGAGCCCUAUAAGUAACAAACAGUAUAUCCUCAACCUCCUGAAACUUUAGCACUUGAUGUGGUUGUGUACAGUAAAUCACUGUCAAGACCUAGUUGUUUGUAAUCUGUGGUGUGAUUCUGUGGGCUAGUGUGUGUUUUUGGGAGUACAAUAUUUGUGUGCAUGAGUGCGCAUGAGAGUGUCUGUAAUUUGUGUGUGUGUUUGUGUGUAUGUGUGCUUGUUGCCCCUUGUGUCUUACAAUAAUUGACUUAGUAAGGGUUUGAAGUUGCUGGAUGGUACUUGUAUUCUCAGGAAUGUGGAAAGUUUUUUGCUUCUGCCUCAGUCUGGAACCAGACAAGGAAGGAUUAGACAGUGAUGCUGCAAAGACCAGAGGAAGAAAUGUUAGUGUGAAGGGUGUGUGGUUGGUGACUAAAUCAAAUUUGACCCAGAUUUCUUAGAGCCUUCCUUGUUAUUUCCUUAUCAAAAUAGGAUGAAGGGAGAAGUCUCCAAAGACAGUGAAAAUAUGCUGUUAUUUUAGUAAAGGGGGGAGGACAAGAUGUGAUGUGUAGAAAUAUAGAAAAAUAAUUUUCAGCUAUUUACCCAGAUUGGAAUAGAUUGACUUCAUUGUACCAGCGAAGCUGUAUUUCUACUCACUUGUCUCAUGGUCUUCUGUAUCGUCAGUGUUUCAUCCUUCUAUCUCUUCCUAGGCCUCAGAAAGCCUCAUGCAGUUCAGUUCACUCGUCUCUCAGUUCUCAAAUAGCAGUUUAAACAAGGGCUGGGCCCAAGUCCAUUUCAAAUACAUAGAUGGAAAUGGGCUCAACCCCUCUACUACAGUUGUAAGCCAUAUCAAACAGAAAAGCCUUUGGUUGGAGGAAGCGUAAUGGUUGGCAAAGGAGUGUUUAGAAUGUGUUGUAUUGUCUCAGAGUGUAGUUAAGACUGUGUGCGUGCGUGCGCGUUUGUGUGACUAAAGUGUCUCCUCUUCUUGAUCCUACUUGUAUCACUCGGGGGUCAGUAUUGGUUUCCCCUGGCGAUAGCCAAUCAGUUCUUGCGUUGCAGUAUAAAGAAAAAAUUGUAAUAUUCAAGAAACUUCCUCUCCGGUUGGGCUCAGUAAUCUGCAAGCCUGUGUGUGGGACAGCUCAACUUGAAUACAUGUUUGUGUGAGGUAGUUUGUAUGCAUGUUAACUGUCACUGUAACCCGUUAUAUAAAAACAGAUGUGCGACUGGAAAAGAAUGGAUGUUAGGCAAUGCAAAGCAUUGGUAACCUGGCAGGUUCUAAAGAAGAUGGGCAGUGUUAUUGUUUUACAAUGACAAACUGCUCAACUAACACGUAUCACCAACUACACAGACCAGUCUCAAAUGGUAACCCUCUGAGAUAUGUUUUUCAUUGAGAUUUGACAAUUUGUGCUACUAAAUGUGGACACAUCUUCUUGUGUUUCCACAAAUAAGGAAGGGAGGGUCUUACUAUUUGGUCUUCCACCCAUCACGUAACAAAUGUAGAUCCUCUAACAGACUAGUUUGUGUAUAAGGCAUUACUCUAAAGAGUAAUGUUAAAAUGUUUAUAGUUUGUGUCACUGAUACCCAGCCCAAAGAAUGUAAAGGUGUUUUAAAGAGACUAAUGGAUGUUGUAACUGUUGAUUAUGGAGAACCUUUGACAGGCUUUGUGAUGAAGGAAAACUACAAAAAUCCACAUAUAGAAUCAGAAAAUGCAGUCUUUACAAGCUUUGCAUUAUAAAAGAACUUCCUGAAUGUUUCACCAUUUCAAAAUGUAUUUCAGUUUUUUUGGCAACAAUCAUUUUCUGUUUAGAAAAAGAGUUUAAAGGUGGUGAAAGUUGAGGUGAAGGAUAUUUGAAAUGGGACAUCAUAGACAAGACAGCGGGCCCCCUCUCCACACAGAUCACCUUUCCAUUACACAAUCUGGUUCUAAAGAGUCCUAGUUCUAGUAUAAUACUGUACACAAACACAAAGCGAAAAACACCAGUAUUCAGUGUAAAACGGUGCUAUGCUUCCCUGUACUGUAUGUAUGUAUAUUCCUUCUUCUGCUCUUGAACUGUGCUCCUUUUAUCUACCCCAAAGUCAAAUGUAAUAAUAAUCAAUAUUUUGAAGCAAAAAUGUUUGCUAUUAUUAUAACCCCUUUUCCCUUCUUGGUCAAUUUGAAAAUAAAAACAGUUGCAAAUAUUAUACGUGA